AUGUUUGCUGAUGACACCAAUAUACUGUUUUCAAAUCACUGUCUUCAUCAACUCAACUCCACAAUUGCUGAUACAAAUUGUAGUCUGGUAAACUGGUUGAACAAAAACAAACUUCUCCUAAAUAAAGAUAAAACAGUGUAUAUAGAUUUCCACUUGACACAAAAGGUAUCGUCUGUGAUAGAUGAUAUCAGGAUUGAGAAUGUGCCCAUACAGCAAGAAAGAGCCACAAAAUUCCUUGGAGUGUGGAUAGAUGACACACUACAGUGGGACAUACAUAAAGAUAAAUUAUUAGGUAAAAUGAAGAGUUUGUGCUAUGCUUUUAGUAUUUUAAGUAAAAUCAGUGAUAUUGAAACACUAAAAUGUGCAUUAGUACACUCAAUAAUUACAUACUUCAUUCCUUUUUGGGGCUUCUCCCAUAAGAAUGUAUUUAUUAUGCAGAAGCGAAUAAUUAAGACAAUGAAACAAGUACCCCUGUCUUCCACCACUAAACAUCUCUUUAAGGAGCUCAGUAUUAUGCCAGUGCCUUGUAUCUAUAUUCAUGAAACAGUGUGUUUUAUUCAAGAAAAUCUCCAUAUAUUUACAAAAAAUAGAGAUUUUCACUAUCAUAGUACCCGUCAUUCCAAUGACAUAUUUAUAGCUGAUCAACGGUUACAUAAAGGGCACAGUAGUGUACGGCAGAGGGGAGUACUUCUGUACAAGAAGCUACUGAAAAUGUCAGGUCUUGCCAGAAAGGAUUCAAAUCCAAAAUAA
This is a messenger RNA of Schistocerca nitens (vagrant locust), 750 nucleotides long. RefSeq lists its product as uncharacterized. The record is from RefSeq and is a predicted model, not a curated record. The coding region runs from base 1 to 750 and encodes 249 amino acids. NCBI's taxonomy places the organism in Eukaryota, Metazoa, Arthropoda, Insecta, Orthoptera, Acrididae. The transcript has a single exon.